Molecule: messenger RNA, 1796 nt
Organism: Ctenopharyngodon idella (grass carp)
Lineage: Eukaryota; Metazoa; Chordata; Actinopteri; Cypriniformes; Xenocyprididae
Exons: 9
Coding region: 317-1294 (325 amino acids)
Source: RefSeq, a predicted model, not a curated record
GCAGCGCAAGAUCAAUGAAUUCGGCACACUUGUUAAAACACACCUUUUAUUCAAUGAAUCUAACUAAAGUGCACAAUAAAUAUUUAAUUUUUGACGCUUUUUUUCACACGAAAAUGUGAAAACUGAUGGUCGAAUUGAAUUUAGCCAAGGAGGAACACUGAGAGGCCAUUUUGAUGUGCAUUCAACUUCAUCAAGUGGGAGAAGGAAGUUUAUUUGGACAGACCCUCGACCCCUUGAUUUUGACAGAAAGACUCAGACAGAAAGACCCUGCAAGCAAGAUUAUCAGUUGGACAUAAACUAUGUUCAGGGUGACAAUAUGUCUUUUUCUUGCCUUACCACCACCCACGAGCUGGAGUCUCUAACAGUAAAACUACGCAGGACCAACCCAGUUAAAGACAUCCUAAUCUGUUCAGACACUUCUCUAGCGUCAGAGCAUCAGAGAUGGUCUGUGAGAAAUGUUGCUGGAAAUGUUACAGUUUACUUGAAAGACAUCAGUUUAUCUGAUGAUGGCCUUUAUGACUGUCAGGUCUACAAUGGUUUGGACUGCCUUAAAGUUACUCAAUUUAACCUGAGUGUCAUAAAGUGUAAAAUUUUGAACUCUGUUCAUGCAACAGCAAAUUCUUCAGUGUUGCUGCCAUGCUCUGAACAUUCACUGCAAAACAUACCUACUUGGAAAAUCAUUACUGGUCACCAAUCAACAGAAAUAACCCAAUAUCGUCCUCCACACAAGCCCUUAAACAGCACAGAGAGAGUCGUGAAGCCUCUGUAUGAGAGAGUGAGAAUACAAGGGAAUGGAUCUCUGCUAAUAAGGGAUGCAGUAAACACUGAUGGAUCAUGGUAUCGGUGCAAAGUGAAUGAAACAACCUGCUAUGAGGUGAAGCUGGUGAUGAAAGAUUAUGGGACUUCUCAUUCGACAAAAAAAAUGGAUACAUUUUCCACAACUUGUCAUACCUGUCACACUGCUGACAUUCCUGUUGUCCAGACUGAAAGCAAAACUGACCUGAGUGCAGCAGUGACAACUAAUCUGACAGUAGUGAUGACCACAAUAGUGUCUCUGUGUGUCCUCAUAUCACUGAUCAUCUGUGUGAUUCAUUUCAAAAAACGAAGGAGCAAAAUCAACAGGCAAUCAACACUAAACUGCCAGUUUUCUGUAUAUUAUUCCCACAUUGCAGAAGGAUUGGAUGUCCCAGUGUAUUCUUUAGUGGAACAAAGCACAGGAACCAUGACCACCUUUGGUGCUGAACAAACAGAAGAAGCUUCUGCAUGUAAACCAGAUGACAUUUAUGAAAAGUGAACAUUGUGAAAUGAAUAAUUGUUAUUGUUUUUUUUUGUUUUGUUUUGUUUUUUUUACAUGAAAGUCUUUGAGUAAUUCCUAAAUUAGUGCUUAUAUGGCAUUUGUCACUAAUUAUAAUAAAGGAGAAAAUCUGUCAUACACAAAUAGUUCUGGGUGACACUCACAAGGCUCCCUGUAAUGCUAUUAUGAUUUUAUUGUUUUUUAAUACUCUAAUGUGAAAGAAUUAUGUUGUCAUGACUUUUGAAAUCCUCAGUUCUUUCAAAAGCAACUUAAAGAUUGUCAAAACAACUAUUAGCCAUUUUUUAUCAUACCACCAGACUGCCUGUGACUCUGAGAUUUGUUUUGAGAGGACAGUCAUAGCAUGAUACAGACUGAUGAUUUGAUAACUGAUCUGAUGCAAGAAUUAGAGAGUUGAAGUCUCAUCAUAACCACUGUUUAUAAUGUGAAGAGUGGAAGGUAAAUUCAUUAGAUACAUUAAAUACAUUUGAGAAUUAACACACAA